AUGCGCCCGGGGGGGAGGGCGGCCCGGGCUGCCCAGGCCAAAUGCGACGACCCCAAAUGCAUGGGGCCCCCAGUCUGCACCCCCGCCGGCAACUGUGCUCAGUGCCAGCCGAAUCUUGGGCUCGACAAUAGCGGCAACUGCAUCAAGUGUUCCCAAGACACGUGCUGGGAGUGCAAGGGCACAGCCGCCAACUGCAUCCAGUGCACCGACGAAGGCGAUUUCCCUACUUAUAUCAAGAAGGGCAAGUGCGUCCGCUGCAACGUGCCUAGUCCCUGCAUUGGAUGCGAUGACAAAGGCGUCUGCACCCAGUGCCUGAAUGGAUAUGCCGUCGUCAACGGGACCUGUGUCAAGUGUGGCGCCAACUGUGAAGAGUGCUCGUCCAGGGCUCGCUGCACGAUGUGCGCUUUUGGGUAUGGCUUGAACUCCGCCGACAAGUGUGUGAAGUGCCCGGGCCGCUACUGCGAGGAUUGCAACGGCAACAAGCCGCAGAUUUGCAAGGAGUGCGAGCAGGCCGGCGACAGCGAGACCUGGCUGUCCAAGCAAAAAACAUGCAUCAAGGUGAGGUGA
Messenger RNA from Chlorella variabilis, 567 nucleotides. RefSeq lists its product as hypothetical. The coding region runs from base 1 to 567 and encodes 188 amino acids. Lineage: Eukaryota; Viridiplantae; Chlorophyta; Trebouxiophyceae; Chlorellales; Chlorellaceae. The transcript has 6 exons. The record is from RefSeq and is a predicted model, not a curated record.